Messenger RNA from Pseudoliparis swirei, 1892 nucleotides. It is a transcript of the gene trappc5, whose product is annotated as trafficking protein particle complex subunit 5. The coding region runs from base 76 to 825 and encodes 249 amino acids. NCBI's taxonomy places the organism in Eukaryota, Metazoa, Chordata, Actinopteri, Perciformes, Liparidae. The record is from RefSeq and is a predicted model, not a curated record. The transcript is spliced from 3 exons. Gene Ontology annotation, biological process: endoplasmic reticulum to Golgi vesicle-mediated transport. Gene Ontology annotation, cellular component: TRAPPI protein complex; TRAPPIII protein complex; TRAPPII protein complex.
AGGCUGGUCGCUGCUUCAAGCCCCGCUCGUCAUAGUUGUCGAGGACGGCGCUGAGGCUUCCACCGCCCCGAGACGAUGCUCGCCGCCGGCGGCUUCGACUGCUCGCUCCCGCGGGGACGAACUUGUCCCUCCGAGCCGCCGCCGCCGCUCAGGUCUCCGCAUGGAUCCCUCGAAGAUGCCAGACGGAGGACUCCAUGUUAUUUGUCUCGCGGGCGCGCUGCGUACAUACUAACCUGUGCCGUGGACCACCGCCAGAAAAUGGACACGCGGUUCACCCGAGGCAAGUCCAACAUCUUGGAGCGACCUCUGACCCGGCCCAAGACGGAGGUCAGCGUGAGUGCGUUCGCCCUCCUGUUCUCGGAGAUGGUCCAGUACUGUCAGAGCCGCGUGUACUCUGUGUCGGAGCUGCAGACGCGCCUGGCGGACAUGGGCCAGAGCGUCGGCGCCAGCCUGCUGGACGUCCUGGUGCUGAGGGAGAAGAACGGCAAGAGGGAAACCAAAGUGCUGAACAUGCUGCUCUUCAUCAAAGUUAACGUCUGGAAGUCUUUGUUUGGGAAGGAAGCCGACAAGCUGGAGCAGGCCAACGACGACGACAAGACUUACUACAUCAUCGAGAAGGAGCCGCUCAUCAACGCCUACAUCUCCGUGCCCAAGGAGAACAGCAGCCUGAACUGCGCCGCCUUCACGGCGGGCAUCGUGGAGGCCAUCCUCACGCACAGCGGCUUCCCCGCCAAGGUCACCGCCCACUGGCACAAGGGCACCACGCUGAUGAUCAAGUUUAACGAGUCGGUCAUAGCCAGGGACAAGACUCUGGACGGCAGAUGAGGAAGACCGGAGAGAGAGAGAGGGGCGGUUUUGUCGAUCGCCCCAGUGAGACGUGAAGUCAUCCAGGUCCAGGCUGCUGUUUGUCCCUGACUGAACUUCCUUGUGUUGACUUCUGAGACGGGAGGGACUUAAUGGACGGACGACCGCACCAUGCUGAGCCACGGCGACAGCAGGAAACAUGCAGCUCGUUGUUCAAUGCUCCACGUUUUGUUUUUGUGGAUCAUCUCAACAUCACUUUUUAUUUCACAUCGUCACAUCACGGAUGAUUCGGGGAGGGGGGAUAUUGGGUAAUACUGUGACCACAUCGUAAAAAAUUACUUUAAUUAAAUGACCCCUUCGGCUCUAGGAGAAUUGUGACGGCCCUUUUUUUACACUUUUUUGUAUCAACUUAAUAAUUAAUUGAAGAAACACUCCAAUUAUUUGUUGAUAAAAGUGAUUGUAAUGUGCAUCCAUGGCCUCAUUGGAUGAAAGUAAACCAACCAAACGAAGACAAGAUAAUUAGAGCAUCCCUUGUUUAUACAAUGAUAAUAAAGGAUAUUGUCACAACAGAGGCUACAAAAUAUUCUAGUAUAAAAGACAGAGAUCCGGACAUGAGAUUUAAUUUUUGUUUUCAUUCCAGUGUAACUGCAUCUGCGUGUUUUAUGUCUGAAAUAGAUUCAUAGUCCAGGCCGUAGCUAGCAUCACGACACGUGGGCAUAUCGUCACCAUUUUUUACUUGAAUAUAUUGUUGUUUUAUUUAGUGUCACUUUGGGGUUAAUAUUAACCAAACAAAACAUACACAUUGGGGUUUUAUGCGCUGGCUACAAUAAAUUUGAAUACUAAAUAAAGCUUCAGCGUUCCUCCUUCCUCCCCCCAGAAUGUUAUCCCUUAUGGCAGCGUGACAAAAGAAUUGAACGCCUUAAAUAAAAUGUGAUAAAAUCCAAAUAAUGAGUGACUGACGAACUUUUUUGGUUGCUGUGGGAGGGAUAUUACCAUGUAACCCAAUGCGUGACGUCAUUUUAUCUCAGCCUCCUGCUCAUCAUGCACCGUGUGUUUGCCUGUUAACCGUGAAUAAAGCUUUAAUAACA